This is a messenger RNA of Adineta ricciae, 678 nucleotides long. NCBI's taxonomy places the organism in Eukaryota, Metazoa, Rotifera, Eurotatoria, Adinetida, Adinetidae. The record is from the annotation of a GenBank genome assembly.
AUGUCACAGCUUGUAUUAAUCAUCUAUUUACUUCUUAGUCUAUUCGUUAUACCACAAGAAGAGCAGAACAAAUUGUGCCAUAUACAAAGUGAUACUAUCAUGAGAAGCAUGCUUGUCCUUGGUAGCCUCUGCCACGUUUUCAAUAUUAUUUCGUCUAUUGAAACAGUCAAACGGUCAUCUGACUCUCAUCAUCAUCAACAACUAUCCCAUGGACAAGAACUUCAUUUGAAUAACAUCGAGCAUGUUCUGCAUCAUAUCUUCAACCCUUCCGAUUCUUCUCAUUUAGAAGAAGACCACGGGCAUGAUAUUACAACUACUACAACGUAUAAGGGGAAUAUCCGCACUCAGUUACAUCACGGCCAAACUAAUCGCAUGAUUCAUCCUAAAUUUCGUCCUCUAGUUCGAACUGGCAAACCUCAUUCUACCUGCUUAAAAACAACAGCUACCACUCCUCAUGACAACCUACACGAUAGUAAAACCGUUUAUAAUACGACUCAAUCAUCAAGUCUACUCCAGCGAUUAACUGGUGAACCAACUGAAAAGAUCGCGCACACUCGACGUCGUUUAUCUUUUGCUGAUUAUUAUCAUCAACAGCAGCUACGGGCCUUUUUUGCGCACCGUCAUGAAAAGUUUCCUGUUCAGACACGUUCAUACGUGAAAACUGGAUUGAGACGUUAA